Messenger RNA from Chrysemys picta bellii (western painted turtle), 9518 nucleotides. RefSeq names its product A-kinase anchoring protein 13 (gene AKAP13). Gene Ontology annotation, biological process: regulation of Rho protein signal transduction; adrenergic receptor signaling pathway; positive regulation of canonical NF-kappaB signal transduction. Gene Ontology annotation, cellular component: actin cytoskeleton; membrane. Gene Ontology annotation, molecular function: guanyl-nucleotide exchange factor activity; MAP kinase scaffold activity. Lineage: Eukaryota; Metazoa; Chordata; Testudines; Emydidae. The record is from RefSeq and is a predicted model, not a curated record.
UCCCCCCCGCGCUAGGAGGAGGAACCUAGUGGGAUGGAGAAAGGGGGGGUCCUCCCCUUCCACCCCCCCUCCCUCCUAGGUGGCGCAUGCGUCCUGGCUCAGGGCUGCUCGUCGGGCCAGCGGAGGGAGGGAGCCGCCGGGAGCGCUCGGGUGCCGCCGCCUGUUGCACCAGCGCCCCGUGCCGCCAGCCAUUGUCCCCCGCUCCCCGCCGCUGCAGGAGGCCAAGCAGCCCCGCCCGCGGGGUCUCUCUCAGAUUUUAAUAUCAGAAAAUUGGUGUCUCUGAUGAGAACUUUGUGUAGUGUUCGGGUCAUGAAACUUAAUCCACAGCAAGCUCCGUUAUAUGGUGACUGUGUUAUUACAGUACGGCUGACGGAAGAAGCUGAACUUGAAGAUGAUGUAGUUUUUUACUUGGUGUUUACUGGCUCCGCUGUCCAACACUGCACAAGCACUAGAAAAAUUAAUCGUGGGACAUUGGAGACCAUUGCUCCUGGCCAUGACUGCUGUGAGACAGUGAAGGUGGCACUUUGCGCUGCCAAGGAAGGGCUUCCUGUUCUAGUGGUGGCAGAGGAAAGUUUUCAGUUCAUUCAGGAUGAGGCCUAUGAUGCAGCUCAGUUCCUAGCAACCUGCGCUGGAAACCAGCAAGCACUGAACUUCACAAGAUUCCUGGACCGGUCAAGGCCUCCCUCGGGAGAUGUGGAUUUUCUGGAUGAGAAAGUGGUUUUGGCAUUUCGGCAUCUGAAACUGCCAGCAGAAUGGAAUGUGUUGGGAACAGACCAGACGCUUAAUGAGAGUAGCCCCCGGGAGACGUUGUUGCAUUUUGCAGUGAGGCUGGGCCUUCUGAGGUUGACAUGGUUUCUGCUACAGCAGCCAGGUGGAAGAGGAGCUCUUUGCAUCCACAACAACGAAGGGGCUACACCUGUGAGCUUGGCCUUGGAGCGGGGCUAUCAGAAGCUACAUCAGAUUUUGACAGAAGAGGAAGCUGGUGAACCAGACUCUUGGAGCACUUUGUCUCAUAUAGUGCACUCGGGGGACUACUGUGUGAAAUACCACCGUGGGCUGAAUGUUUAUACGCUAACGGCUGAAGCCAAGGAAGGAACAAAUGCUGGCAUGGAACAUGACAUAGAGCAGCUCCAGAAAUUCAUAGCGAGCCACCAGCACACGACUGCAGCCAAACAGCCAGAGCCUGAGCUGAGAACUUCAGAGGAUAACUGCAAUAUAGGAGCAGAGGCGGAGGGUUUUCUGGCUACUGCAGCCCCCCGCUUGGAAGAAAUGCCAACAGAAGGAAGCAAAGAAUGCCCUUCUGCACUGGUUAACUUUGAUGUGAGGCAGCUCUCAGCCCCAACGGGCCACAAGGAGAACCAAUGUGACAGUGGGAGUUUGGAAGUGCUUAACGACACAUCAAGUGAUUUGUUGAGCCUGGCGCGUAUAGAGAACCCAGGGUUUUCCUGUGAAAGUAAAAAUACAGCUACGUUGAGUAAAAAGGAAGAGGAGGGGCCAGCCGCUAUUGUAGACUCUGGGACUGUAUCAGAUAAAAAUGACUGCACACUGAUCUUGGCUGCUGGAGUAAACGGUGCUGCAAGCCUUCCAUCCUGUGGAAAUACAAAUGAGGAAACCGGAAUGACAUCCACUGGAGUUGUUUUGAGUCAAGCCAGCCUGUGUAGUAGAGAUAAUACCCAACAGGAAGUGCAAAUCGUUGAAGAGUGCACAACUGAAAGCUCUCUUCCUGUGGCUGAAACUGCAUGCAAAGCCCUAACGCCCUGGGAGGGUGUGGAUGUGGCUAUGGGCCAGGCAGAAUGCAAGAACUGUACAGGGUCGGUGGAUGCUGCUUCAAUCCAGCAGCAUGUGGAAAAUGGAGAGGAUGAGACCCGGGGUUCAGGAACUUCAAGUCUGAAAGAGCUGCCCCCAGCAGGUGGGGAGUCGAUCCAUGCUACUGAGCCCUUUCUUGCAGCGUCACCAAAAUCUCCAAGAGAAGGUGGGGAAUGUGGAGAUGGACAAGGGAUGCAGGCACAGGAUAGUGCAAAUGCACGUGUCGACAGUGAUAUUACCCCUGUUGGCCAUGGGGAGACAAGUGGCAGCGAAGAGAGUGGAACAGACCCGAACACCAAAAAUGCAAAGAUUGGUUUGCCAGAGGGCUUAGUCCAAGGUGAACCCCUUGUACAGCAGAGGCAGAGUAUGAUUGCCAACACUGGAGAGGAGCUGCUGGUUGUGACUGAAAUAGAGGUUUCAGAGAAUGCAUUGAAAUGUGAUCCUGUUGUUUUGGAAGUGAAUAACAAUAGUAAGAGUGGUGAGCAGGGUGUGCAGGUGGAAGAUGGAAACGCAGACCUUGGGCUGAAUGAACUGGUUUUGAGUGACAAUGUGGAGAAUAAUUCUGAAAUGAAAAACAAUCCCCUUGACAGGCCUGGUCCAAGUGAUGCAGAGACUGUGUGUUCCCUUGAAAGCAGUAAAACCAUUGCAAUUGUAGCUGAAGGCGAAGGUGACAGUGAAGCCCUUAAAAAGAUGUCACCAGGAACUGAAACUACCAGCAGAGGAAGCACAGAUUCGGCAGAGGAACGCCAGGGGUCUGCUGGCAAUUGCCACGCUGAGAAUCAAGCUGUUUUAAAAGGUGAAAUGUGUGACACUGCUUCAGCUAGCAAAUGUGAGCCUGGGUCACAACCUCCAUUUGACGCAGGUUUGUCCUCAGCAGAAAAAGAGCCUCUGCAAAACCAAUUGGUGGCAUCAGAAAGCAUUUCUGAACAGGAGGCGGUUGGCAAGCAAAUCAAAUCAGUCUCGUCUCCCUUGUUUAAAGGAGAUGUACAACAGGGACAGGCAAUCGGUCAGGAGAGAGAUGCUGCAGUGGCACCUCCAGGACAGGAGGCGUCUGUGCAUGGUAAUGAUCCUGUCUUCUCUUCAUGUGGCAUGGGCACAGAGCGUAUCCAGGAUAAUUUAAUGGACACACCCUCUGCAAUUCAUAAUAAAGAAUCUAAACAAAACCAGGAAGUAGCAGCAGUAGCAGAGACAGCAGUGCUUGCUGAACAGGACAGUUCUAUGCAGGGUAAGAUAACCGCAGAAACUAGUUUGCCUAAAGACAGUGGGGGAAAAGAGGUCUCUGAUGAGCAAAGUCUGUCACAGCCGGCUGAAGAGAGCAAAGCUGAACCCAGUCAGGAGCUGUGUGAAAAUGGGACACUUGGCAAAGAGAAGUGUUUGUCCGAGGAGCCUGCUGCUGCUGCUAUUGUGAAAUCCUCUGUUUGCAGUCAGGGCGAGGAGUCUGCAGCGAAUGACAGUAACACAGAUAUUGGGCUGAACGGGGAAAUCUCCUGUCAGGAAGCAGAUGACAAUGCAACAGUGGAUGCAGAAGAAUGUAUUGUACAAGGGUCUGAAUCUGAGUACAAAUGGCUGGAUGCGAAGAAUGACCCUCCUACCGACACAAUGUUGAACCAAGAAUGUGAUCUCAGUCAGGGGGCACAGGGAGGCUCUCUGCAAAACAAAGCACCAGAAUUAAAGGAGGUCUCUGUUAUGGAAGCACCUUCUGUUGCCUUUGAGAAUAAGGCACCUCUAGGUGUAGCUGAGACAUCCACCGUACCGGGUGAUCCAGAAGAGGAGGAGGAUAUGAACAAUGUACUCUCCAGAGCAUCGCUUCAGCCUAUUGCAGAAGAACCCCCCUGCGACAGCGACUCCAGCACUGACACCAUCUGUUUGGCUAGUGAGAGCGAAGCUGAGUCUGAAGUGAAAGAAGCCCAAGGACAGGUCUUGGAUUGGCCCAACAAAGAUCAAGAGGAGCAGAGCAAUGGCGUGCUGGAAGCGUCUCUCUCACAGUCACAUCCAUACAAUAUAAAUGCUGCUGCUGAGCUGACAGAUGACGUGGGGGCAAAGAGCUUGGUUCCAGAGGCUGAUGGCUCCUGGCUGGAUAAAGUUGCCAAUAGGGUGAAAAGUCCCGAUGGAUUUGUUUCUAUAUUGGAAACUUCUUCUGUCCCUGAGUCUGCAGUUGGGAAGCUAGAGUGUGUACCUGUUGGGGUUCUCCCCCCAUCCCCUCCUGAAACCCAAGUGAUUACGGGAGACAUCCUUAAUGGAGAAAUGGAUUUAAGUUUGCAGUUUGAUGAACCAACAAAGAGGGGGGAUGCAAGCUCAGAAGUGCUAGGAUCUGAGUCUGUUACAGAAAAGCUGGAGAUGAAAACUGAAGAUGAGGUGGAUUUUUUGAAAGACCUCAGAGAGCAUGCAGUUUCUGAAGAAACAAUAAAUCGCGAAAGCUGGUGUUCAAUAGAGCCAUGUUCAGAUCCUUCACUGCUGGAGCCGACGCAAACUCAUGAAUCUAGAGAAUGUGAAAAUUUCCUGGAAGAUGGGCUGAGUGGAGACUGUGCCUCAUCACAGGGUGUCCUGAAAAGAGAAACUGGAAGCGAGUCUGAACUCUUCCCCUUGCCUGGCGAUGGGAUGGAUGACAUCGUCUUUGGAAAGCCUGAAGAGGAACAGUCUGCUUGCGAUGUCACCAGUUCCAGCUCAUCGGCAGACGACACAGUCUCUUUGGAGAGGAAUUCCUCUCUUGGGAGUGACAUAUCCCUUCCACAUGCUCUAAACCUCAACAGGCCUAAGGAGAGGCACACUCUGGAUGGAAACGGCAUUGACAUGGGAGCCGCAGGGGGACGGGAGAGUGAACUUGGUGGCUCGGGCGAGAUGGAAGAAGAGAUGGACAGUAUUACAGAAGUGCCUACCCACUCCUCUGUCUUAAGAAAUUCCAUGCGACCACUGUCACCAUUCCGACGGCACAGCUGGGGGCCGGGGAAGAAUGCUGCCAAUGAGGCAGAAAUCAAUCACAGGAGUUCAAUGCGAGUUCUGGGGGAUGGUAUAAGGAAGCCUCCCAUUCAUAGGAGAAGUUUGAGCUGGUGUCCCUCUGGCGUACAGUACAUUACCAUGGGUGCUGACUUUAAUUGUAGAAGUUACAGCCUAGAAGGCCUUGCAGGAGACUCCGAUGAUAACAAGAAGCCCUCCUCAAAUUUAGAGACUUCCUCUUUGAGUUCCAAAGACCUCAGGCGAAGUCCACUUGCUAGUGACGAACGUGGCUCCUUGGUCUCACUCACUGAAGAGGAAGUAGAAUCUGAGCAGGGGGAAAUCAGAGGCUUUGACCGUCAGAUACGCCAAAGAUCACAGCCGCAUGGAUUUAGUUUCUGUACUUCUGCCACUUCUCCGCUGACCAAAUCCAUUUCGCUAAUGACAAUCACUCAACCAGGACUAGACACCCAGAGACGGACUCGACCAUGCGGACGAAUCUCCUUCUCCUUCAACAUCUCUCCGCUCAUCCCUAAGUCUAAAACUCUCUUUUCUGUUGGCUCUUCUUCCAGUGAUGAGGAGGAGUUGGAUACACUUCCGCUUUUGGUUCCAGGCAGAGCCAGGAAGCACCGAGGUAGAAGGAAUACAGAAAGUAUCGAGGGAGGAAAAUCUCUGUCCAUCCCUCUGUCUGUUUUUAUGGCGAAUAUAACAGGCACACGAUCGUUCAACAGCACCAGUAGUUCAUUGUCUCAGAGUGUGUCUGAAGAGAGCGGCAACUUCCUGCCUCCCAGCCCCUCCAGGAAAGAUUUAGAAGGGAAAGGUGGAACAAAAGUCAGUCGCACCUUCAGCUAUCUCAGGAAUAAAAUGUCCAGCAGCAAGAAGAGCAAAGAAAAAGAGAAAGAUAAGGAGAAGACUAAAGAGAAGGACAAAGAUUCCAAGGAGAGAGAAAAAGACAAGAAGAUGUUAAAUGGACACCUCUUCAGUGCAACCCCUACCGUGGGUCCAGUCAACUGUUACCACUGUAUGAAACCUUUCAACAAAGAUUCACACCUCUGUGCAAACUGCAAUGCAAUUGUUCACAAAGGCUGUAAGGAGAGUCUCGCAUCCUGUGCAAAAGUCAAAAUGAAGAUACAAAAAGGGAUGCUUCAGGCACACGAUACCUCUUCGUUACCCACAGUCAUUAUGAGAAACAAGACCUCACAACCUAAGGAGCGCCCUCGGUCUGCAAUACUUGCCCCUGAUGAAAACACAGUAACCUCAAUAUUCAAUAACAGGAGAUCACAGCAGACCACAACACUUUCAAAAAGCGUCUCAAUACAGAACAUUGCAGGAGUUGGUAAUGAUGAAAGCAUGAUACAGACUUGGAAAUUCCUGUCACAGUCAACAGACUCUUUACAUAAAAUCAGCCGAGUGAAUGAAUCCACGGAGUCGCUAACUGAUGAGGGUGCAGACAUGAAUGAAGGACAGCUCAUGGGGGACUUUGAGAUGGACUCCAAGCAGCUGGAGGCAGAAUCCUGGAGUCAAGUAGUGGACAGCAAGUUUUUGCGGCAGCAAAAGAAGGAUAUCGUCAAACGGCAAGAUGUCAUAUAUGAGCUGAUGCAGACAGAGAUGCAUCACGUCCGCACUCUGAAGAUCAUGAGUGAUGUGUACAGCAGGGGGAUGAUGCAGGAGUUGCAGUUUGAACAGCAAAUGGUGGAAAAGGUCUUUCCUUGCCUGGAUGACUUGCUGAACAUCCACAACCAGUUCUUCCAGCGGAUUCUGGAGAGGAAGAAAGAGUCCCUGGUGGAAAAAAGUGAAAAGAACUUUGUUAUCAAGAGGAUAGGAGACAUCCUGGUGAAUCAGUUUUCCGGUGAGAAUGGGGAGAGAAUGAAGAAAACUUACGGCAAAUUCUGCGGGCACCACAACGAGGCUGUAAAUUAUUUCAAAGACCUGCAGUCAAAAGAGAAGCGGUUUCAGGCAUUCAUCAAGAAAAAAAUGAGCAGCACGGUGGUGAGGCGCCUGGGGAUUCCUGAGUGCAUCUUACUAGUAACUCAAAGGAUCACAAAGUAUCCCGUGAUAUUACAAAGAAUAUUACAGUAUACCAAAGAAAACGAAGUGGAACAUCAAGACUUGACCCAGUCACUAAACCUGGUUAAAGAUGUGAUUGCUGCGGUCAAUAGCAAAGUCAGCAACUAUGAAAAGAAAACACGUCUUACUGAGAUCUACACCCGGACGGACAGCAAGUCCAUCAUGAGGAUGAAGAGCGGCCAGAUGUUUGCCAGGGAGGACUUGAGACGUAGGAAGCUCAUCCGAGAUGGGCCUGUCUCACUGAAGAACACAGCUGGGAGACUGAAAGAGGUCCAGGCUGUCCUCCUCUCAGAUAUGCUGAUAUUCCUUCAGGAAAAGGACCAGAAGUAUGUCUUUGCCUCAUUGGACCACAGAUCCACUGUAAUCUCUCUGAAGAAACUGAUUGUACGAGAAGUGGCCCAUGAGGAAAAGGGUUUAUUCCUAAUUACCACCGUAGUGAAAGAUCCAGAGAUGGUAGAAGUCCAUGCCAGCUCCAAGGAGGAACGCAAUAGCUGGAUACAAAUAAUUCAGGACACAAUUAACACCAUGGACAAAGAUGAAGAUGAAGGAAUCCCUAGUGAAUCAGAACUGGAAAAGAGAGUGUUGGACACCAAAGCCAGAGAAUUAAAAGAACAGCUUCAGCAGAAAGAUCAGCAGAUCCUAGCGCUGCUGGAGGAAAAGGAGAAGAUUUUCCGGGAUAUCACUGACUGUAGCAUGCAAGAGGAUGGCUCAGUCUCCAGAGUGCUGUUCAGGUCCAAUACAGAGGAGGCGCAAAAAGGGGAGACCAUUAUGAAAAGUGCAAUAAACGAGGUUGAAUAUUUGCAAAGCUUGAUCAGUAGGAGUCUAGGGAGUGCACUUGGGGCUGCUGACCUGCUGCCAAACUCUGAGCAAGAAGGGGGAGUCGGUCCCAUCUCCCUUCCUAGAAGAGCAGAAACUUUUGGAGGAUUUGACAGUCAUCAGAUGAAUGCAUCCAAGUGUGGAGAGAAAGAUGAAGCUGAUGAUGCUCAGGAUCUUCGGAGAACAGAAUCAGACAGCAUUUUGAAGAAGGGGGGAAAUGCUAAUUUGAUGUUCGUGUUGAAAAGAAACAACGAGCAUGUUCUCCAAAGCAUUACCUACCUCCACAACCUGCUCAGCACUCUGCAGGGAGUCGUGUUGCAGCAGGAUACUUAUAUUGAGGAUCAGAAGCUGGUUCUCAGUGAGAGAGCGCUGACACGGAGCUCCUCCCGGCCAAACUCCUUGAUCGAGCAGGAGAAACAGCGUAGCCUGGAGAAGCAGCGCCAGGAGCUGGCCAACUUGCAGAAGCAGCAGGCCCAGCACCAGGAGGAGAAGCGGAGGAGAGAGAAGGAGUGGGAGGUCCGGGAGAAGGAGCUGACCGAGCGGGAAGUGCAGCUCGCCCAGCGAGAGGAGCAGGCACAGAAGGGGUACCGGGAUCUGGAAAGGGAGAGGGAAGAGCUGAAGCUGAAGAAAGAAGCCUACCAGCUGGAUCUGGAGCGGCUGCGAGCAGCACAGAAACAACUGGAGAGGGAGAAGGAGCAGCUCAAGAGAGAUGUGGAGCGAUUACCCCCAGUGCAGACGGAGCCUGACCUCAGACAGGUUUCAAACCCCCAUGAUAAAACAGUGAGGAUCCCCUCCCAGCCCACCGCUGAGGACUCCAAGCAGCACAGUUCUUCCCUUCCCAAACAGGGGCACUUUGAUGCAGGACUGUCUGUGUCGCCCAAAAGGAACAGUCUCUCAAGGACACACAAAGAGAAAGGCACUUUCCACUUGCUUAGCGCAACGAACCAGACUAACAAGGCAGCCGAGGUGCAGCAGCCCACCCGCCUCUUCGGUUUAUCCAAGCCAAAGGACAAGAAGGACAAGAAGAAAAAGGGCAAAGGACACCGCUCCCAACCUGCUGAUGCUCAUUCAUCAGAAGCACCACCAGAUGGCGAGGAGAUCUUCUGCUGAAUGUCUGCUCCUAAUUCUGCAGGGAUGAGCCUCCCUCUCCACUGUACUGUGUUAGAAGCUGUACAUGCAUCUGAUGGGGCCAAAGCAUGAGCAGCUCUCCCUCUGCACAUCAAUCAUUCUCAGCCUUUGUACAGUGGAAACCUCCCCGCCCACAUUUUGCAGCACACUUUUGGCUCCUGCGCCCCACCAGCUCUCUACGUGUUAAAUAAAACAUUUGUAAAGGCUGCACGUGGUGGGAAAAGGGCUCUCUCCUGCAGUUUUUUAUGAAUUCUGGCUGCAGAGGCUGACCACACUGCAAACAGCACCCACUUCGGGUGCAAAUCUCGGUUGAAAGUAGGAAUAGAUGUUCCCAGUCUCCUCUUACUGCUAAAGGAUGAAAGACUAUGACCCAAAGGGUCUGUGCCUCCAAAUUCUCCUUUUCUGGGGAAUACAACCAAAACCAAGCAUUUAGCAAAAGGCCAGGACUCUGAAAAUGGUGCGUACACACUGGCAUAUAGAUAUACUAUAUAUAUAUGUAAGUGUCUAUGUAUUCACUGGGAUUUACAGUCUGUACAGACAAACUGGGUUAGCUUAGCUCGGCCCAACGAUACCUGAUGACUUUCAGGGAGCAUGUAGAUAUUAAAUAUCUUAGCCUUAAUGCUCAGAGUGUAUCUUUAUUGGCCCUCAUGCCCCUUCCAAGCACAUUGUAUGUUACAUGCUUCAUUUCAGAAAGGUACCAAACACUAGGCAGCAGCAACAGUGUAAAAAAAAAAUACAAUCAGAAGUUACUCCCAAAGGAUUUCUUUGGG